Molecule: messenger RNA, 9814 nt
Organism: Parasteatoda tepidariorum (common house spider)
Lineage: Eukaryota; Metazoa; Arthropoda; Arachnida; Araneae; Theridiidae
Cellular component (GO): Golgi apparatus
Source: RefSeq, a predicted model, not a curated record
GAAAUAUAAAUUUUGGCAAUCGUGUUAUAAUCAAAAACGUCAACAAACAGACAAAUCCCUCUGUUACUUCGUAAUUUAUUAUUUCGUAUUAGUACUGUUACAUUGAUUAUAUUUUAGAAACGAAAAAAUAAUUGCUUGACUUAAUUGACUUUGGUCUUAUAAUUUUUGAAUUUUCCAUAAUAAGUUAUUGGUCUCUUAAAAACGUAAGUUUCGGUAUUUGGAAUGCAUAACGUUAGAUGUUACCAUCUUCAUCAAAGAACUUAAAAUAUGCAAAUAAAUUAGUGUACAAAAGAAACUAAAAUAUGUGGAAUAAACUGUCUCAAGCUGCUGCCUUAGUCACUGGGGAGACUGAAGAGGAAAAGGAUACUACAAGUGAUAUUACCUCUGAAGAGAAAUUACAGCACCAAGACCUUCUCAUUCAACAAUUAAAGAAUUUAGUUCGAGAAAAUGAAAAAAGUUUCCAAGAAAAAACAAAGGAAUAUGAUGAACUAUCCACAAAGUUUGAUAAAUUUAAAUUGCAAUCUAAAGCAAAAAUCACUCAUUUAUCAAAGCAGAUUAAAGACCAAGAUAAAACACUUAAAAAAGAGGAUUGUGACUUUGAUGAUGCAUCAAGUUCUGACUCGUCGGAUAGGAGUCAUCGCGGCAAAGUUCUCCUCUUAAAAAAGCAGCUUGAUCAAGCCAAACAGCAUCUUGAGAAAAAAGAAGAAGAAUCCAAGUCUACCAUCUCUAGUUAUGAGAGAAGAAUCAGUGAUCUGGAAUCACAGUUAAAUGAGAAAAAUAUUUUAAUAUCUUCAAUUGCUGAUUCUAAUAUGUCAAUGCAACAAAAAACAGCUGAUAGUUCACCAAAAAAAGAUUCUAAUGUCCAAGAAAUGUAUGCACAGAUAGUUUACAAAGAUUCCAAAAUAUUGGAUCUGAAUAAUCAAAUAAUGGAAUUAGAAAAGAAAAUUAUGGAUUUGCAAGAAAACAUUAAGGAAAAGGAUGAGGUUUUGCAGCAACGAAAUAGAGCAGUUCAAUUAAUGGCUGAAGAUUUAAAUCGAAAAGGUCAAACCACUGUCAUUGAACUUGAUGAAACUCGUGAUCAAAUGAAAAUCAUGCAGCAAAAUUUUAGUUCAAUCGAAAGUGAUUGGAAAAUUCAACUUGAAAAACAUCAAAAAAAGAUCGAUGAUUUAGAAAAUGUUAUGAAUGAAUUGGAAUUGAAAUUAAAAACAAGUGAAGCUACAGUAAAAAAUCUAGAAUCUACUAGGUAUGAACUGUCUGUUAAAAAUGCUGAUUUGCAACAAAAAAUUGUCAAUGUUCAGGAAAGUGCUUCCAGACAGUGUGAACAAUUUAACAAAGAAAUCCAAGGUGAAAUUGAAGUAUUGAAAAAAGAUUUAGAUGUUGAGAAAAAGCAUAGUGCCGAGCUUCAGAAAACUUUGGAUGAGUAUAACGCUGAGUCUCAAAAUAAAAUUCUAAAAGCUCGAGUUGAAGAACGGAAAAAAGCAAAGAAAUUAGAGAGAGAAUUAAAUGAAUUAAAAAAUGAUGAACAAAAUUUAAAAGAAGUCAACGCAGCUGUACAACAGGAUUAUGAAAAAGUUUUAAUCAAAGCUGAAACUUAUGAAAAAGAAAUAAAAGAAUAUCAGUUGGAAAGUAAAAAAUGGGAAGCAAAAUAUGAAGCAUUGCAUUCUGAUUUUGUUACUAUCCAAGAAAAAUUCAAUAUAUUGAGUCAGGAACAUUUCAAAACUCAAGAAGAUAUGACAGCUUUACUUGAAGAUAAAAGAAGCAUUGAAUCUUAUCAUAAUGACUUAAAGGAAAAGUAUAGUAGUCUUGAAAAUAAAUAUAAUGAAAUGGCUCAAAAUCUACAGCAAGCAAAAGAUGAAAAAGUGGCUUAUGAACUUAAAGCAAUUGAACUUGAAGAAAUAAGAGAUAAGGAUGAGGAGCGCAAUAAAAGACUAGCAUCUAAAAUCGCAGACUUAGAAGAAACGUUAAAUGAUUCGAGUAGACCUUUCAUUCAGCUGGAGAAAGAAAAUUCAGAAAUUAAAGAUAACGUGCGGAUUUUAGAGCAAGAAAAACAUGAGCUGGAAAAAGAAAAGAAUGAAAUAACUUCAAAAAUUGCUUCAUUGGAGAUAAUACUUCAUGAAAAAGAAACUGAAUGGUCAAUGGAGAAGGAAAAAUCUGCUGCUGACAUUGCAGAUUUGAAAGUAAAACUGAAAGCAUCAGAAGAUAAUUUGGAUUCCAAAACUGCAUUCUUAGGAGAUUUAGAAAAAGAAAAGCAAAAUGUUGAAAAAGAUAUAUUGAUGAUUCUCAAUCUCUUUAAUGCUAAAGAUGUGAAAGGGCUUACAAGGGUAAAAGACAAUUAUGAGGCUAUCAUUCUUGAAAAAAAUAACUUAGUGUCAGAUUUGUCAGAAAAGAAUAACAUAAUUCAAGCUUUUACAACAAAUAAUCAGGAUUUACAAUUCUCUAUUGAUAACCUAAAAAGUAAAUUGGAUUCUUGUGAGUCUGAAUUAUUAGAAUCGAAAAACUCAAUUUCUGAGAAAAAUAGAGAAAAUCAUAAGAUGUUAUCAACAAUGCAAGACAAAGAUAACACAAUACAAGCUCAUGUGGAAAGUAAUAACCAUUUACAAUCAUGUCUUGACAAACUUAAAAAUGAAUUAUCUUCUUGUAAAUCUGAGAUUGAAGAUCUUAAAGCAGUUAUUCUGGAGAAAAAUGAUAUAAACAAUAAAUUAUCUUCUGAUUUAGAAAAUAAUUUAUUAAAUAUGAAGCAGUUAGAGGAAGUUUUAUUAGAAAAGGAAACACUUCUUUCAAAGUAUAGUGAGCAACAAAAUAUCUUGAAAGAGAGAUUGAAUGAAGCUGAAAUUUCAAUAAACUCUGAGAGUGAAAAAUCCAAAGAUAAAGUAAAAAUAUUUUUAGACCAAAUUUCAGAUUUAGAAAAAGAGUUAACUCUUUUGAGAGAAGAAUUAGAUUCUAAAAAUGAAGUCAUCACUGCUGUGAAUUCAGAACUCAAUGAGAUAUCAACAAAAAACAAAGACUUGCAUGAAAUAUGUGAAGAAAAAGAUAGAACUAUUCAUGAAAGAGAUGCAACUAUGAAAGAGAUGUUGCUUGCAUUAGAAAAUAAAUCCUCUGAAAUUGAAAGCUUGAAUCGGAGAAUUGCUGAUUAUGAAAGCAUGGUGCAAUCUAAAGGAAGUCAUGUAAAGCAAUUACACAUGAAACUUGAAGAAAAAAAUAAAGUAAUUGAAGCAAAAGAAGAACACCUGAAAGAGAUGGAUAAAAAGGGGAAAGAAUGGAUUGAACAUAAUAACUUAUUGAAAAAUUCGUUAAGCAAAAUAACGGAAGAACUUAACUCAAUGCACUCUGAAUAUGAAGAAAUGAAAUCUGUACUAGAAAAACAAAACUCUGACUUACUUUCAAAUCUUUCGAAUGCUCGUGAGGAAAUUAAUAGUUUAAAACAAUUAUUGGAGAAUCUUCAAUCUCAAAUUAAUGAAAAGGAAAAUCUGUAUCAAAAUGUAAUGAAAGAAAAAUCAAUUCUUGAAGAAAAAACAACAGAGAUGUCAGAUGUAACAAACAAAAUGCAGAAAGAUUUGGAGAUUGCUUCAACAUCAUUGCAUAGUUAUAAGAGUCAAUGUGAAGAAUUUUCAGAACAGCUCCGAUUAAUGAGUAAUGAUCUUCAAAAGCACAUAAGUCUGAAGCAUGGACUUCAUGAAUUCAUUUCUUUCCAUAAGCAAAAAGUAGAAAAUCUAACAGAUGCAAAUAAGCUACUUAGAAAUAACAUUAUUUCAUUGCAAAACAGCUAUUCAGUUGAAACUUCAAGGAUGGGUGAAGAAAUAAUGUCUCGUGUGCGAGAUGCUGAAUUACUGAUAACAGUUAUUCAGGCUGACAACUCCAAACUCUCUGAGCAGCGUGAUUCUUUGCAAAACGUUGUAAAUGAUAAUUAUGCACUAAUUGAUGCUCAGAAGAAUGAAAUCAAUUUGUUACAAGAAGAAAAAGUAAGUCUUGAAAAUGAGAGUGCAAAUUGUAAAAAGCAAAUAAAGUUGCUGGAAGGUAAAUUAAAAACUGUUGAAGAGGAACUAAACAUAUCUAAUAUGAAACUUUCAGGUGAAAAAUCGGAAAUGGAAGAAAUGCUACAUAAAACUCUUGCUGAAAAUAAAACACUUUCAGAUGCCAUUUCUGAAUCACAAGAGAAAAUUGAAUCAAUGACAGAAUCAAGUAAACUCCUAAAAAAUAAAGUGGCUGAAAAAGAAGAGCUAAUAUCCCAGCUGAAAAUUCAUUUGCAAUCUCAGCAAGAAGAUACUCAAAAAUUGCAAGAUUUGUUGUCCAAAAAAGAAGUGGAAAAUAGCUCUAUUGAAACUAAAUUUAUGUAUUUAAGCCAGUGUAGGCAGCAUUAUUGUUCUCUUAUAAACUUGCUUAAAGCAUCAUUUCAAACUGACAUCGAUACAUCAUUGCUAGAAAGUGAUCAGCCAAAUGAUUCUUCUUUAGAGAACUUUGAACGAUGUUCAAAAGAAAUAUUUCAACGUAGCUCAGCCUGUUUAUUAGAAAACCAAAAUAGCAUCACUUUUCUUAAAGAAGAUUUAAAAAAAUUGAAAGAGGAGAAUUCUUCGUUAUUAAAUAGUUACAUCACUCAAAAGGAAAACAUUGCAAACUUAGUGUCUGAAAUAAGUGAAAAUAUGAACAACAUGGAUUCUAAAUUUAAUUUAAUGGUAUCUUCUCUUAGUGAAAAAGAAAGCAGUGUAACUCACAUGAACUCAAAAGUUGAUUCAUUUAAGCUUAAAUUUAAAGCAUCGAAGGACAUUUUAAGUGAUUUAGCUUUAUCCCUUUGUAAUUUAAACAGGAAAGCUUGCAAUCAAAUUGAAAAUAUGUAUACUUUCUUCGACUCUGAUACACUUAUGAAAUUUGAUUUUAAAGAGAAAUUACUUCACUUGCGUGAAAUGUCAGCUAUUGAGGAUAAAGAUUUAAAAACUAUUGAUGUCAUAUGUUCUUCCACCAUUAAUGAGUAUUUUAAGUUAACUGAUCAUCUAAAUGACUUGCUUGUCGAUAAAAAUGACUGUAUUGAUAAAAUUCACAAAGAAAAAACAAUGCUUCAGGAAGAUUGUGAUACUCUUAAAGCAAAAUUAACUGACUCCCUUGCAUCUGAAGCAUCUCUUAAAAAAGAUUUUGAGUCAAUGAAAUGUCAAUUAGAACAAUUUUCCCAUGAACAGACCAUCUACUCAGACUCAAGUAAUUUGAAAUUUAAAGAACUUGAAAGAGAAGCAGAAAUGCAUAAAAACAAAUAUCAUGAGCUUCAAGAAAAUAUUAAUUCUCUUGUAGAACAAAUUGAACAUUACAAGCAGCUUAUCCAAGAAAAUACAAAUGAAAAAGCUUUACUCGAAAAUUAUCUUGAUCAAUUGAAAGUUGAAGUGAAUGAAUUAACUAUCGGAAAAGCUGAAUUUCAAAUGUCUAUAAAAGAAAAAGAUAUUUUGAUUAGUCAGCUCGGGGAAAAAAUUGAUUCUUUAGCAAAUGAGUGUACUGAUGUCUCAUCCAAGUAUCAAGAAGUGACUGAGGAACUUAAAUAUACUUCAACAAAAUUAGAACUUGAAUCCACUGAAAAAAUGCAAGUAAUUGACAAACUAUCAUCUUUAGAGAAGGCUAAUAACUAUUUGAAAUCGGCUGUAAAGGAAAUUAGAUACUAUUUUACUGAAAGCAAAGAAUUUAACAUAACAUCCUUAGCUGAUUUAUUAGAUGAGGAUAGUGUAAAAAUUCUCUCUGAUCUGCAUUCAUGUCUAAGCCUGGAAAAAUCUUGCUUGACAGAAAAUAAGAUUUUAGAAAACCAAAUCGCUUCUUUAGAAUCAGAAAACAGAAAAAUCUCAGAGGAAUUAGAAGUAUUAUUAAAAGAAAGGAACUCUCUGAAAUCCAAUGAAGCAGAAAAUGAAUCUAUGAACAAAAUCAUCCCAGUUGUUGAAACUCCAAUGGAACAAAAGCUUGAAUCAAACCUGAUUCAACAAGCCUCCUCUUCUGUACCAGAGGCCACCUUAAAAUCCCUCGAAGAACAAAAUAAGUCUUUAAAAGACGAGUUACUAGAAUAUAAGAAGAAGUUUGCAAAAUUGCUAAGUAAAUUGAAGCAUUUUAAAGAUGAAAAAGAAAAACUGAAUGAAAAACUAAAAGUAUCAGAAAUAGCUAAAUCAGAAUUUGAAGAUAUUAAUGCCAAAAAUCUAGAUAAAAUUAACUUUCUUGAAGAAAAGAUUGCAUUGCAAGGGAACGAAAAAAUUACCUAUAUGACUCAAAUGCAAUCACUGGUAGAGCAAAACAAGUUUGAUGUAGGUACUUUAAAUUCUGCUAUUUCUGAAAUGAAGGAGCGCUAUUCUAUUUUAGAGAAAGACUAUUUCAAAGCACAGCAUGAUUUGCAAGAAUACAAGCAAAUUUGGGAGCAAACCAAUGUUUCUUAUGAACUUUUAAAAGAAGACAGUGAGCGUCUGAAAUUAAUGGUAAAAAAUCUAAAUGAACAACUUGAGAGUGCAAAUUCAGUUAUAUCUGAUUUGAAUCUUCAAAUUGGGGAACUCAAAACAGAGAAUCUCCAUUUAGAGAAUGAAGCUGAGAACCUAAGAGUGCAUGCCAACAUGCUUCUAUCUGAUAAUGAUGCAUUUCAGAGUUGUAUUGAAAAGCUUAAAACGAGCAAGAACUCUUUAGAGAAACGAAUAAUAGAAAUGAAAGAAAAGCAUGAUUCAGAUCUGACUGCUAUAGAAAAGGAUUAUGAUACAAAAUUGAAAAACAUUUGUCCUGAUGAAAGCAAAACUGUUGAGGCAGAAGCACGUGCUAUUAAAAUAGAAAAUGAGUGUGUCACUUUGAGGUCUCAAUGCACAGAUUUACAACUGCGUCUUGAAACCCUCCAACUAGAAUGUGAAACUUACCAAAAGAAUUUAAAUUUAUUGGAAAAAGAGAAGACUUAUUUCCAACAUCAACUUUCUGAAAAGUCGUCUGAACUGCAGAAAGUCAAAAUCAACUUAAAUGAUGCAUUGAGUAGAGCUAAAUCCGAUCUUCCUCCAAAUAACGAAUUAUCACAAACUAGUAAAGGAUCUCAAAAUCUAUUGCAAGAAGAAAACAACCAGAUAAAGUUGCAGUUAAAUACCCUCAUUGAAGAGUUAAAUUUUACAAAGGAGAUGAACACAUUUUUGCAACAGGAAUAUGCCUCUAAAGAAUCUUUAUUCAAUGAGAAAAUUAUUAAGCUUGAGCAACAACUGCAACAAAUGCAGUCUUCACCUACUCAGUCAGUUGGUAGAAUGAGUCAACCUAAUGUAAGGCAUUUGGAGAAUGAGCUCCAGCAGGCUAUGAACAGUCUGCACAAUCAGGGCUUAAGAUGUGAAGAAUUAAGCUUGGAAGUUAGCAAGCUAUUGGAAGAAAGGAACAUCUUACAAUGGAAAGUACAACAGUAUAUGCAGUUGAAUCCUGGUGUUACAAUUGACCAGGAUAGCUUAACUUCUACAUCAGAUCUUCAAUCAAUAAAGGUUGAAUCAACUGUUCCUGAUAAGCAGUUAGCAGCUCUCCAUGAAAGUAGAUUAAUGGAAAGUGAAAGAACAUGCCAGGAGUUACGGAAAGCAAAUGAUGCCCUCGAUAGAGCUCUGAUCAAUGAAAGAGAUCAAAAGAGAAGAAUUGAAGAGGAAUUAGAUUUAGCUAAAGAACACAUUACUGAGGAAACUAGACCAUCUGACGAAUAUCGCAUUUUAUUGGGAGAUGUUGCUGAACCAGAAAUGCUUGCUGAAACUAACUAUUUAAUUAGUCGAAAUGUAAGGACACAUGCUGAUAAAUUCCGUAGGUGGAUAAGGGGCAGAAAAAAUUUUAUUUGGAGAACAGUAAAGAGUCGAAACUAUCCACAACUGAUAUAUUUGUUUUAUAUUGUUUUUAUUCAUAUUUGGCUUUUAAGUUGUGUUUUUAGCUAGUUUUUUUAGUACUAUAGUUAACUAUUUAAACAUAUAUUUUUAUAUACUAUAGUUGCACAAAUACUCACCAAUAUUUGGACAAAGGAAAAUUGUGUUUUUAUCACUAUUUUAAUCACAUUUGCAUUUGUUUUUUUACAUAUUUGAUCUAUGAUGUUAUUUUUUAAAUGGUAUUGAACAAUGAUUUUAUUAUUCAUACUGACAAAUAACUGUUUCUUUGUUUAAAUAGUAAUUUUUAUUCCAUACAGUUAUUUGUUUGUGACCACAAUAGAUAUUCUGGAAACAGUGAAGAGAUUCAACUGGGAGUUUGGUACCUGUUCUAAAAUCUGAUAAUUUAUUUAAAAAUUAAUUUAUUUAAAAAUUAAUUUAUUAAAAAAUAAACUAGUAAAAUUAAUUUAUCAUCUUGAAAAUUUCAGUCUCAAAAAUUUGAUACAUUUUUCUAAACAAAAUCAUUAUUCCGAAAUAAAUAAAUAUCUUUUUUUCACUCUGUUUUUACACCCCCUGAAACAACCCCCAAAAAGUUUUCUUUAAGUGAGCAGAUUUACAAAUGGUUUUAAUUAAGCCCAGUCACUGCCUGGAGAUGUACUUUAGGUAAUAGUUCAUAAUUAACAAUACAAAAAAGCAUUAAUUUUAGUUUUUUUUGUGCAAAUUUUUCUAGAAAGACUUUAUUUUAUUCAAGUCUUGAUUUUUUUUCAAAUAAAAUAAAGAAAAAGGAUUUAAUAUAUUUUUUUGUAAAUAAAUUAUGUACAUAUAUAUGAAUUAGUGAGCCAUAAAUUACUGUGUUGUUGAAAUAUGAUGUAUAUUUUUGUAUAGUUAUAUGUGCCAGUUAUAUAAAAAUUUAUUUGUCACAAUUUUUUUUUCAAUUCAAAAUUAAUAAUUGCAUUUGUUUUACGCUAUUGUAUUUUUUUCUAUGUCAGGAACAUUGUUAUACGACCUAAACUAAUUGCUUACAUUUUUUUUAAUAAGUUUGCAAAAUAUUUGAAUAAGAAUUUUUGGUCAUUAUAUUAUUUAUUUUUAUAUUUGCUUCUUAUCUCAUAAAUGUUUUUGUUUUUUAUUGAAAGUCAUUUGUUGAUUGCUUCUUGUUACAAAAUUGAUGCUAAUCCAAAUUACAAUGCAUAAAAUGUAUUAGCAUCUCAGAAAAUAAAGGAUUAAUAAAUAGGCCAUAAAUUGAGGCAGAAAAAAUAAGUUAUAAAAUCUUUUAGUUAUAUUGUUCUUUCAUCUUCCUGAUGGUAUAUGUAUAUCGAAUUCGAAGUAUAAGUACUAUUCUUUGUGUACAGAUAGUGAAAAAUUUUAUUAAUUAUUAUUAUUUAUUUUAAACUUUCAUUGAUUUUUAAUGGUACUGUUAUACAACUUGUCAAAAGUAAAAAAUUAGGUUUUUCUUAUUCAAAAAGCUAGAGAUAAUAAAUUACAAUAAAACCUUAAGAUAACUGGCAUUUUUAUUCUGACUUAUUUCUGGUUGCAUAUUUGUAAAUACUGUUACACUUUUAGCUAAAAUUCAAAAGAAAAAAAAGAAUAUAUUAUCAUUUCAUGUUAAAAUAGUUCCUAUUCCUACCAUUUCAUUUUAAUUCAGUUAUAUUUCUCUAAAAUUAUCAAAUUAAAUUUUGAGUUAUUUAACAAUGUAUCUUUUAAGUAUAAUGUAUUAUAAAGAUUAUAUUCUACUCUAUCAAGUAUGAUUUUAAAAAGUAAUAUUUUUAUUUAACAUUUAAAAUAUGUGGCAUGAUUGUUGAUAUUUAAAACGCAUAUAUAAUGGCAGCUCUUCACUGAUGAUGAUGUUGUUAUGAUAUUAAUGCUUUUUUUGUUUCGAUGGAAAUUGUAUGCAUUUUAAUUUUACAGCAGCUUUAAAUGUUUUGCUCACGUCAAACUGUGAUGAACUUAAACUGGCAAAAAUUGUGAUCCCAUAUUUAAUUGCUUGGAGACUAAUAAAGUAUCUGUUUUGA